CGCUGACAUUUGAACAUCGUCCAGCCAAGUCGAGUUGAUCUGAGAAUAGCACAUGAACGAGUCUUCGGGUUUACGAAACUUGUGUUGUGUGGAUGUGGUGUGGUACAGGAUACCUGGCGACUUCAGCAGGAAACGUAUAAUCUGCAAGCAGCAUGUCCACGGUCGAACGAAAAGAAUACCAAGAAACGAAAAUAAUGCGUACGGUGUCCCCCGUGCGCAACUUCCGCAGCUCGUCGCAAAACCUGGCCGAAUUCGACCACAACCUCGAUUACCUCCUCGAAGACCUGCAGAACUCGGUGUCGCGCCCCGGCAGUUCCCUCGGAACUCACCGCGAAACCUCAAAAAGCAACUCCCUUAACCGCUUCACCACCGUCAAAGCAUCGAAUCCCGUAACAGAAUACUCUUCCGACGACGCUUACAAUUACACGUCCCCUGAUGGCACGAAACGCGUCACCGGUUACAAGAAAGAAUCCUAUUCGUAUUCCACGAGCGGCGGAGCCCCACCUGCGAAAGCAGGCAUCCAAAAUAACAUCAACCAACUGGACUCGCUCUUGGACGACUUGCAACAGGUGAAGAACGCAUCAUUCCAGGAAAAAGAAUCUUAUAAUAACACUGGCGGUGAUCCAGAAUUUCAAAGGAGCGGGUCGAAGAGGACAGUGCAGCGCGAAUUGCACUAUGGGGAUACUCCCAGAUCGAGCUCAAGGAGCCGCACUUUGGAACGGACGGAGCGCGAAGGGUCAAUGACAAGAGAAAUCCAAUACACAAACGAAGGUACUUAUGGUGACAUCCGCCAAAUCCGGGGAAGGUCCCCGUCCCCAUCAUCCCGAACGUCAACUUUAAGCAAACAAACUAAAGUGAAAAACGUCCAUAGCUACCCCAUGGAGGUUGUGGAAACGACAACCCCUGACAUCAACCCCGAGAUUUUGGCCCACCUUGACCCCAGCCUCCACCCUCCAGGAAACACCAAAGUCACCACAACCAUCAAAACCUACACCUAUGAGAUCCCCGGCUCUGGUGACUACCCCACAAACCUAAACUCGUCAACGGAAACAGAAAAAUACGUUUACUCCCCGAACCAAACCCAAUCAACACCGAGCAAAAGCUUUGUCUAUAAAAAAGUCGAGAACAAAUCGUCCGAAAACACAGUCAACUACGUCCCGUACCAAAAACCGUUGGGCCCAGUUAAGGAGACCAUAACCACGAGGUCGUACCAACCCGGUUACAUCCCCGAUGCGCCCCCGACGCGCAACCAAACGUACGUUUACAACGAGACAACCACCACCCGGCACGUUGACGACUCCAGGGGUAGUUUGCCGCGGCAGCAGAACCCCCCAAGACAAGACACGUACAUUAAGGAAGUCCACGAAAACAACGCGUACAACCGGCAGUACAACGAUUAUCCGCCACCGCCGCAGCAACACUACAUUAAAGAGAUCCAUGACACCAAAACCACCACCAAUGUCCGUCACCCCUAUCCCAACGGAUAUCCCCCGAAUGACAAGACGGUCAUUUACAGACAUGAGACACACACGACUAAUAAUUACGGGAAGCCGGUGAAUGAUGUCGAGAGUUUCGAUCCUAAACACCCGCCGUAUGCACAUGACCGGAGGCCGAACGAACCGGUGAAUAUCCAGUACAGGUACAAGUCGGAAAGUACGACGACUAAUAAUUACAAAGCGGGGUAUCCCCCAAGUGAUGAGACUCAAGCACUGCUCCCUAAGCCCUUCCCCACGGAACACCAGCCGGACGGGCCGCCGAAAAGACUGGACGAUCUUAUGGCGACCAUAGGACAUGAGCCCCCUAACAGCCCCUUCAAUGCGGGUUACAACGCACACGAGCAAGAAAUGGAGCAGAAAAAGAAAAUUGAAACGUUAAAGCGUCAACAAGAAGAGGUUGAUGACGCACAAAAGAAGGAACCUCUUCAGAAGAGUAAAAACGUGACAGGUCCGCCGGUUUACUACCCACCUGGCCAUGAGAUGUUUGCCAGUAAGGAAGAAAGUGGAGGCGCUUGGAGAGCAGAAGGCGGCUAUCAGAAAGCAUCUGGUCAAUAUAAAUACGAAGCGGAAAGUAAAAGUAAAUCAAAAAGCAGUUCUGGCGCGACAGUUGUGCCAGUUUGUCUACCCUUAUGUUGUGGUCUACCGUGUGCCAUUAUUUAGAAUGUUCGCUCACAAUUCAAUUGAUAACAGUGGAAAUUAAAGGUGCCUUAAUGUUCAUCAUAUACCUCAUCAACUUGUCAGAGGAUUAUGUUUAUUAAUUUAUAGUGUUAUGUUUUUUAUUUAACGUUAAUUGUUUAUUGUAUAUAAUUUUUGGUAUAAGCAGCUUUAAAUUUUGAUGUAAAUUCCUGUACUAGGAUUAAUACAAUGUAUUAAAACGACUUAAACUGUUUAUUAGUUGACUAAUUCUUGCCUAUUAUUAACAAUAAUAUAUUGCAUCGAUGUAAAAAUGUAUUUUACUAUAAAAUAAACUUACGAAAGGGA
Messenger RNA from Tribolium castaneum (red flour beetle), 2477 nucleotides. RefSeq lists its product as uncharacterized. The transcript has 8 exons. The record is from RefSeq and is a predicted model, not a curated record. NCBI's taxonomy places the organism in Eukaryota, Metazoa, Arthropoda, Insecta, Coleoptera, Tenebrionidae. The coding region runs from base 153 to 2156 and encodes 667 amino acids.